This is a messenger RNA of Colius striatus (speckled mousebird), 1309 nucleotides long. It is a transcript of the gene EMP2, whose product is annotated as epithelial membrane protein 2. Lineage: Eukaryota; Metazoa; Chordata; Aves; Coliiformes; Coliidae. Bases 252 to 755 code for a protein of 167 amino acids. Gene Ontology annotation, cellular component: plasma membrane. The transcript is spliced from 5 exons. The record is from RefSeq and is a predicted model, not a curated record.
CCCUCCCCGCGCACACACUCCCACACGCUCGCGCGGCCGCCUCUGCCUCCGCAGGCGGCUGAGGGGCACUUUUGAAAAUUAUUUUCUUUCCACACCCAGUUCGCUUCUGACAUCAUUCCUGCAGGAGGGCGGGCGGGAGGCAGCCGCCGCCGCCGCCGCCAGACGGUCGCAGCCCGCGCGGAGUGCUGCCCGCCGGCCCGCGCCCGCCCCGCGCCCCAUUUCUCUCAGACUAAAGCCUCCACAGAUCAAGGAUGUUGAUUCUCCUGGCUUUCAUUAUUGUGUUUCACAUAACCUCAGCAGCACUGCUGUUCAUCUCAACUAUUGACAAUGCCUGGUGGGUAGGAGACAAUUUUUCAACAGAUGUCUGGAGCAUGUGUACCACAAAUACUAGCACCUGUAUGGCUAUUACUGAUCAGUUCAGAGAAUAUCAAUCAAUUCAGGCUGUUCAGGCCACCAUGAUCCUAUCUACCAUUUUCUGUUGUGUGGCAUUUCUGGUUUUCAUUCUUCAACUCUUCCGUCUAAAGCAAGGAGAAAGAUUUGUGUUAACCUCUGUUAUCCAGCUCCUGUCAUGUCUGUGUGUUAUGAUUGCAGCUUCCAUUUAUACAGAUAGGCAUGAAGAACUACACAAGAGCAAUGAGUAUAGGAUUGAAGUUUCUGAAGGCCAAUAUGGCUAUUCCUUCAUCUUAGCCUGGAUUGCAUUUGCCUUUACUCUUAUCAGUGGUGUUAUGUACCUAAUAUUAAGGAAGCGUAAAUAAAUGUCAGCAGCUAGUUGUUUCUGUCACUACAGUACAAAACCAAAUUCCAAUAACCAUUUUGUAUAUAAUCAUUUACAUGGUUUUGUAGUAAAGGUAUUGUUUCUCUAAAAAUGUACUGUGUUCUUGAUAUGAAAUGGAAGUGAAUGAAAUGGCAGGUUUAAGGGAGUGCCUGGCACCUAUGGGUCAAGGGGCUGAGCAGGCCAGAGCUGAGUUGUUUCUUUUACGUAUUUUAUCAUCAUAAAUGGUUUUCCCUUCACUGGACAUUAACUGUUUAUUCCUGGCCUCUAGUAGAUGACAGAUAAAGCCUGAGCAAAUUGAUUUGUAAGCAAUAUGAUAACCAUAUUCCUGGACCAGAUUCAUCCUUUUGGAACGGGUUAAAUAUCAGGGGAGUAAGGAUGAGGCCUAGAUCACAGUGGAAAAGCAAAUCAUGAGAAAAGCCCAAAGCUGCACUCGGCGUGUCUGUUCUGGCAAAGGACUAGUGUUCUGCUCUUUAUAAUGUGCAGUAAGUGUCAUCAAGCUUUUAUUAAAACCACUUGCUUUGCAAAAGUAAACAA